This is a messenger RNA of Suillus paluster, 429 nucleotides long. RefSeq lists its product as uncharacterized. Lineage: Eukaryota; Fungi; Basidiomycota; Agaricomycetes; Boletales; Suillaceae. Bases 1 to 429 code for a protein of 142 amino acids. The record is from RefSeq and is a predicted model, not a curated record. The transcript is spliced from 4 exons.
AUGUCAUCUGGAGGUUCUUGGACCAUCAACAGCCGCACUGGCACUAUGCCUGUGUUCAUUACUCAAUGCACCGAGUGGAAGCGCGAUUCUUUCACUUCACUCUCCACCGACAUCUCCAUUGACGAGUUCAACAUCGCAUUCGACGAAGCCAAGGAAAUUCCAUACUCGCCAACAGAAAGUAUCACGGGUUCGAUAUCAAAGGAGUUUCUCCCAAGCACGCCUGUUCAAGUUGAUGGACAGGCAGUUCCCCUACCAGACCCACCUGUUCUUGCGCGGCCUGAUCCUGUGCUCGACAUCCACUCAGUUCCUCGGAUACCCACCGCUCUCAACUACCUUAUCACUAUUUGUGUUGCAAUCGUUUAUCUAGACAUCGUAGCAUUUUUCACGGCCAGCAAGCGGAGACAACGGAAACCAGAAGUUAUCGGCUAG